UGUUCAUGAAUAUUGUUGUACUUCAUUGUUUCUAGAUGGAGUUGGAAUUCUGCACCGAUCUAUUUUCAAUAGCAAAUUGAAAAUUAUAAAUACUUAAAAUUUCAAUCCGAGAAGGAUGGAAAUGCGACUGUUAGGGAACUUCCAUUGUAGAUUCCCCGCAAAAUUGACGUCUGCAUUUUUAUGGCAAACUCUCAACAUUUUUUCUCUGUCUUUCAAAAGGUUUAUCUUUUCUUCCCGUUCUUCUUCCCUCAACACUUAUUUUCGUACACCAGUACAUCUGCACUUACUCCAAUCUCCCUCUUUUCUCUGUUCAUGCGAGGACCUCCGAACUCUCAAGCAAAUCCAAGCAUCUCUAAUCGUUUCAUACGGGCAUAGCAUUGAUGCUGCUGCUGUUUCAAUGCUGGGAAGUUUAUAUGCAAAGUUUGAGGAAAUUCAGCAUGCCCUUUUCCUUCUCUGUUCUUUACACGGACCCUGUACACAUCACUGGAAUCAGGUUAUAAAGACCUGUGUUGAUUUGGGUAUGGUUGAGUCUGCUUUUUUUGUUUACAAUGGAAUGAGAGAGAAGGGUAUCUUGCACGACAAUUACACAUUUCCGAUAUUAAACAGGGCUGUGGCAAUGAGUUGCGGUGUUUGAAGAGAUGCCUCAAAGGGAUUUGGUUUCUUGGACUUCAAUAAUUUCGGGAUUUCUCUCUGAAGGUGAUUGUUUUGAAGCAUUCAACUUGUUCAGAGAGAUGAAAAAAGAGAUUCUACCUAAUUCAGUGACAAUUAUAGUUGUCUUGAAAGCAUGCCCAAGCCUUGUGGAAUGUACACAGGUUCACUGUUAUGUGAUUAAAUAUGGAUUCUUGAUUGAUGUAUCGAUUACCAACUCCAUUAUGAAGAGCUACUCUAACUUUUUUAGUGUCAACGAAGCAGAGGCUCUUUUUUGUGAAUUAGAAAAAGUAGAUGUCAUUUCUUGGAACAUUAUGAUUUCUUUGUAUUCCUUGAGAGGAGAGAUGGAGAAAGUGACAUGUUCUUUUAGUGAAAUGAGGGAUGAUGUAGGACCCAGUGUUGAGACUUUAACGACAUUAGUUUCUGGGCUUUCAAAUGGUGGGUGUCUUUCCACAGGAAGCCAAAUACAUUGUCUUUCUCUAAAAAGUAGACUAUUGGAUGAUAUCUUGAAAUGUUCUUUGUUGAGUUUUUAUGGAAAGUGUAGUAACUUGGAGGGAUCAACUAAGUUGUUUGACGAAAUACCUCACAAAAACUGUGUGGUUUGGAGUGCAAUGAUGACCAGUUUCACAGACAAUGGUCAUUUUAUAGAGGCUAUUAAGUUAUUCCUUAAAAUGUUAGUUUUGGGUAACAAGCCGGUCUCAGAAAACUUUGAGAACCUCGUUAUUGCUUAUACAAAUAUGGGUGCUUUGCAACUGGGAAAAGGAGUUCAUGGAUACCUUAUAAGGAACUCACUCUAUAUUAGCAAAACUCUAAAGACCUCGAUCUUGAACAUGUACAUAAAAUGUGGAAAAAUCUCCUCUGCAAGAAUCUGCUUUGAUGAAAUGGCAUCAUCCAGAGACGUGGUGAUGUGGACAUCGAUGAUUGAAGGGUAUGGGACCCAUGGACUAGGUUCAGAAGCAGUCCGCUUGUUCCGCGCCAUGGUAGAAGAAGGACCUGAGCAGCCAAACAGUGUGACUUUUCUAAGCUUGUUGUCUGCUUGCAGUCACUCUGGCCUUUUGACUGAAGGUGUUGAAAUCCUUCACUCAAUGAAAACGAGGUUCAAGGUUGAACCUGAUUUGAAUCAUUACACUUGCAUUGUUGAUCUAUUGGGACGGCUGGGUAAGGUUAAAGAGGCCCUAACCAUGGUAAUGAAACUGGCCGUUUUACCAGACAGCAGGGUUUGGUCUGUCCUCCUUUCUGCUUCUUUGCGAGGGUGUAACUGUCAGAAAGUUGCAGAUUAUGCUUGUCAAAGGAUCAUGGAAUUGGAUUCUGAGAAUGCUGGAUACUACACUUUGUAUAGCAAUGUUCAAGCUAGUGCUGAAAGGUGGGAUGGAGUUGAAUGUAUAAGACGUACCAUGAAUGAAAGGUUUCUAGUAAAGAAACCAGGCUGGAGCUGUAUAGAAGCUUGAUGGGUUGUUCCCGGGCUGGAGGAGUUGAUUUCUAAGUAGGAAAGUGAAAGCUCAUUUCUCCCUGAAAAUAUGCGUGCAUGGGUUGUGUUCCCUCCCUGGUUCUUCAGUAAGAGUACUGGCAAAGUUCUUGAGAUGUGAACGAACUAUGCUUUUUCUGGGUAAUUCAGGCAUCACUAUCAAUCUGGGAAUGAUAAAGAAGCUCUCUUAUUUCUGGAAAUUGAGCCUAGCUGUGUCUUUUCAAUUGUUGAGUAGUUUUCAGACAGAAUUUUAAGGCACAGUAAUGUCUAUUCUUUCUUUCCAUGAAAUUGGAUAUGUAGUAUAAUGUUGCUCCAUAUUCAUCUGUGUAAUUACGCAGUAAUAAACUGAUGUACUUUUCCCAUUGUUAAAAGAAUUUUGUCAGUCUUGGUGCAAUCAAUGUAUUCAUGUUUUGUCUAUAAAAUUGGCAAUCAAUGUAUUCAUGUUUUGUCUAUAAUUGACAAAGAAUUUCACGCUACCUUUUUUUGGA
Molecule: messenger RNA, 2601 nt
Organism: Cuscuta epithymum
Lineage: Eukaryota; Viridiplantae; Streptophyta; Magnoliopsida; Solanales; Convolvulaceae
Source: the annotation of a GenBank genome assembly